Molecule: messenger RNA, 864 nt
Organism: Fusarium vanettenii 77-13-4
Lineage: Eukaryota; Fungi; Ascomycota; Sordariomycetes; Hypocreales; Nectriaceae
Exons: 4
Coding region: 1-864 (287 amino acids)
Source: RefSeq, a predicted model, not a curated record
AUGACUUCCCUAUUCACAAGAGAGCUGUUCACACGAGAGGCUCCUAACCAGGAGUUGUGCGAAAAGUAUGCUCAGUUCGCCUCGCACAUGGUGAGAUGGCAGUUCAAGAUUAUCUAUUGGGUCUUGUUUGUGUCCAAUCUUUUGGUCUUGUUUGUGGCAUCAUGGACCUACAUCAGAGGUCAAGCAGCACUCGAAAAACUUGCCCACAACCCCGGACUUCGAUCGAAACGUCUGCGACAAUCCAUGUUCAUGUGUCUUGGCUGUGUCUCGGUCUCGACCGUCAUUGUCGUCAUGGAAGCCUACUCCAUCCUUGCUCUUCAGUUCUGUGAUGGAGAAGAUCUCAUCUCCCUCUACUGGUCCACCUGGACAAUGAUACAAAUUGGAUCUCUUAUCGCCAUGAUGGGCAUCAUCCUUGCCCUUGCUCACUCGCUCAGAGGCCGACGCCAUCCACCAUGGGCUCUUGCUCUCGGUACUCCGGUGCUUGUCAUCGCCGGUGUCCUCCACCUGUUUCACGAUUGCACCAAGAAGCGUGUUAAGAAGAAGCUUCAGCGCAACAAGAUGGACUUUGACAUUGGUCCUCCCAUGAGUCAAGCUAACACCAUCUCGGUCAACCCCGAUGAAGAGUCUGACUCUGACAACGACUGCAGAGGAGAAGUGGUUGGCCUCACGUUUGACGGAGGCCCAAUCAUCCGCUUCAUCAACUCUGUUCCCGAGACUCUCCCAGAGCAUGCACAGCUUCUUGGUUACUGUGCUGAGAAGCGACCCAUCAUUAUUUGCAAGCGAGAGUCUGUGCAAUUCUUGAUGGACUCUCCUGCAACAGUUGCACCUUCGGUUCCCCCGAGCUGCCGCAAGGGAACCCCCUAG